CGUUAAAUUCUCAGGCCAUGGUAAGUGUAACUGUGGCAAGUGUGAAUGUGAUGAAGGAUGGUCUGGGGAUGCUUGCCAGUACCCAACUCACUGUGACCUGACCAAGAAAAAAAGUAACCAAAUGUGCAAGAAUUCUCAAGAUGUCAUCUGCUCUAACGCAGGUACAUGUCACUGUGGCAGAUGUAAGUGUGAUAAUUCAGAUGGAAAUGGACUCGUUUAUGGUAAAUUUUGUGAGUGUGAUGAUAGAGAAUGCAUAGAUGAUGAAACAGAGGAAAUAUGUGGAGGCCAUGGAAAGUGUUACUGUGGAAACUGUUACUGCGAGGCUGGUUGGCAUGGAGAUAAAUGUGAAUUCCAGUGUGAUAUCACCCCCUGGGAGAGCAAGCGAAGAUGCACGUCUCCAGAUGGCAAAAUCUGCAGUAACAGAGGCAUUUGUGUGUGUGGUGAAUGUUCUUGCCACGAUGUUGACCCGACUGGAGACUGGGGAGAUAUUCAUGGGGACACCUGUGAGUGUGACGAAAGGGACUGCAGAGCUGUCUAUGACAGAUAUUCUGAUGACUUCUGUUCAGGUCAUGGGCAGUGUAAUUGUGGGAGAUGUGACUGCAAAGCAGGCUGGUAUGGGAAGAAGUGUGAGCACCCACGUUCCUGCCUGCUCUCGGCUGAGGAGAGCAUCAAGAAGUGCCAGGGAAGCUCGGAUCUGCCUUGCUCUGGAAGGGGUAAAUGUGAAUGUGGCAAAUGCACCUGUUACCCCCCAGGAGAUCGCAGGGUGUAUGGUAGGACGUGCGAGUGUGACGAUCGCCGCUGUGAAGACCUGGACGGGGUGGUCUGCGGAGGCCACGGCACGUGUUCCUGUGGUCGCUGUGUUUGUGAGAGAGGAUGGUUCGGAAAGCUCUGCCAACAUCCACGGAAGUGCAACAUGACAGAGGAACAAAGCAAGAGCUUGUGUGAAUCAGCAGAUGGCAUAUUGUGCUCUGGAAAGGGUUCUUGUCACUGUGGAAAGUGCAUUUGUUCUGCCGAAGAAUGGUAUAUUUCGGGAGAAUUCUGUGACUGUGAUGACAGGGACUGCGACAAACAUGAUGGUCUCAUUUGCACAGGGAAUGGAAUAUGUAGCUGUGGAAACUGUGAAUGCUGGGAUGGAUGGAAUGGAAAUGCAUGUGAAAUCUGGCUUGCCACAGAAUAUCCUUAACAAUUACAUGGGAGAGGACUGGAUUCUUAUUUUUCUAGGCCAUUAGAACGUAUAAAUGCAAAGGAAACCAUGUAUAAUCACCACUAGGACAGGUCAAACAGACUAUUGUAUGUUUUUCUAUUUCUGAAUGCCUGAAUGAAUUCUGGGUACCCAUUAAAAAUGAGUUAAGCAAACAUGUAAAUAACACCAGAAAGAAUUUCUCUUCCAUAAUUUAUAUCAGUAUAUCAGUGGUUCUCAACGAGGGCAACUUUGCCACCCAGAAAACAUUUGGCAAUGUCUACAGACAAUUUUGAUUGUCACACUGGGUGGGGUGGAAGGGCGUGCUACGGCAUCUAGUAGGUAGAGGCCAGGGAUGCUGCUAAACAUCCUACAGUGCACAGGACAGCCCCCCUGACAUAAAAAUAUCUGACUCCAAAUGUCAAUAGUGCCAGAGUUGAGAAACGCUGAAUUACAUUGUUGUUAGAAAAGCACAUCCCUACACAAGAAAGACCAUAUUAGAAUCUAAGAAAAAGACACAUCCUCAAUAAAUCCAUCUAUCAUAUUUUACCAGGAUUCCAUAUCACUCAGCAUUUCCAUAUGGUGACAAUGAAGACAAACACACAUGAAGUAUAAUGUCAUAGGGGCCAGAGGCCAGAGGGCCAGUGCUUUUGAAACAAGACUGGUCAUUUUUAGCUAUUAAGUCAUUCAUCUAGUCUCACUUUAAACUCACACAAAAGAAGAUUCUCUUAAGAUGAAGGAAGAAACUAUGAAAAAUGUACAAUUUAACAUUUUUAAUAAAUAGUGACAUAGGUUGUUUACACUCUGUGUCGAUAUAUAUUUAUAUUGAUGACCUACUGAUGAUUAACAAAAAGAAAAUGAAUUGUUAUUCAGGGGUAUCCAUUUUCUGUUACUAGAACAUUUUUUAAACCAGUCAGAGGUUACAUGUAUAAGGAAUCUGAUUUUUCACUAUUUAAGUUGCUCCAUGGUAACUUGCCUUUUAGAAAGACAAUAUCUAGUUAGAAAUAUAAUAGGCCUGAAAUAUACAUUCAUUUCCCUUAAAAUAUUAUCUUAUUUCUAAGGAUACAUUACUUACUGGACAAGUAGGGUCGUGCAAAGAAGUCAAGAAGAGAUACUGUGAUAAAAUGGCACCAGCCUCAAAAUCUCAGAGGAUAAAAAAAAUCUAGAAGUGGCUUAAAUAGAAAUUACAAAUAUUCACUCAGUGAUAGGAACAAAAUGUUUAUUUUCUUAAUGGUGAAAUUUUGCUCUGUAUGAAAUUCACAUUGAAUUAUGAAAAUGUACAAUAAUUCAGACUUCCCUUACAUAUUUACAGUUAAAUCUACUUACACACAUUAGUUUAGGCAACCAUUAGUUAUUUAGAGCUAAAAAAGACCCACUUUUUUUCUAAAUGUGAAUUAUAUUUUGUAAAAUCCUAGAAUAAUGUAACAAAAUCAUUUCCAUAUUCUUUAAGAUGAAAAUUUGUACUUGGAAAUUUUACUUAGUGAUGUAAAUAUUCUAGAGUUAUGGCUUGGACUUUAUAAGUCAAAUUACCAAAAAAUAAGGAAAAUAUGCAUCUGCUGAGUUACUUAAAAAUUUAAUAUUGAAAAUUAUUUAAGAGAAAAAUUUAACUGAUGCUGAUUUUUAU
Messenger RNA from Diceros bicornis minor, 2804 nucleotides. It is a transcript of the gene ITGBL1, whose product is annotated as integrin subunit beta like 1. Gene Ontology annotation, molecular function: integrin binding. Gene Ontology annotation, biological process: integrin-mediated signaling pathway; cell migration; cell-matrix adhesion. Gene Ontology annotation, cellular component: integrin complex; cell surface; focal adhesion. NCBI's taxonomy places the organism in Eukaryota, Metazoa, Chordata, Mammalia, Perissodactyla, Rhinocerotidae. The record is from RefSeq and is a predicted model, not a curated record. Bases 122 to 1183 code for a protein of 353 amino acids. The transcript has 9 exons.